Aphanomyces astaci is the source of this 642-nucleotide messenger RNA. RefSeq lists its product as hypothetical. Bases 1 to 642 code for a protein of 213 amino acids. NCBI's taxonomy places the organism in Eukaryota, Oomycota, Saprolegniomycetes, Saprolegniales, Verrucalvaceae. Gene Ontology annotation, molecular function: protein binding. The transcript has a single exon. The record is from RefSeq and is a predicted model, not a curated record.
AUGACCGACGCUGACGAUCUCCUGCGCAUGUUCCAGAGCAUCACGACCAAUGACCACGACGACUUGGUCCAGCAGUUCUCCAAGAUCCUGCAAUGCGACGCUCCCACGAGCACGUUCUUCCUCGAAAGCUCAAACUGGAACGUGGAAACCGCAGCCAACAUGUACCUGACCACGACGGGCGCCGCCACCCUCGGAUCCACGGACAUGUACCAAAUGGCGCAACCGGAAGCCAGGUUUCUUAGUGACUUGAGUGCUGCUCAAAGCGCACUGCUGUUGCCCCUGCAACCCGUGCAGCUACGACUGUCCUUCCAGAACGUUGGAUCAGCACCGUGGCCGGAACACACGUCGUUGGUGCUGUCCCAGGGAUUUCAUUUCAAUGCACCCCCACAAGUUCAAGUGGAGUCUGUCGACGUGGGAUGUACCGUGGACGUGAAUCUGAGCUUGAUCAUGCCAGCGGAGAGCGGGACGCAUUAUGGCAACUGGCGGUUGAUGUGGGAAGGAGGGUACUUUGGGGACCCCGUGUGGGUGGUGCUGACGGUGGUUGAUGACAAAGGCAGGGAUCUGACCGAUGACGGCGCCGCCACGGCCAGUAUGGACGUGGUCGAUGCGGACUCGUGCGACCCGGACGACAUGGAGCUUUGA